CACCGGAGACCGGAGUCCAGAGACCGGGAUAACACGGGCGGGAAGCCGCUGCGGGACGGCACGUGUGUGUUUGUGUGUGAGAGAGGGUGAGAGAGACAGUUAGUGUGUGUGACAGAGAGACAGGGAGAGAGAGAGAGAGAGAGAGAGAGAGAGAGAGAGAGGAGUCGUACAGUAGAGAAGGACCCAGCAGCCAGAGAACAACAGAUCGUCUGGUGUCCCUGCAUCCAGCAGUCAUGAUGCCCAUCACAGCCGUGUAUUUGAGCCUCCUCCUGCUGGCUCUCAGUGUGAUUGGACAGGAACUCCAAUCAGGCCCUCAUGGCUGCAUGGAUGGAAGCUGUUACCCAGCGACAGGAAACCUUCUGAUUGGACGGGCCGUCAACCUCACCGCCACCUCUACUUGCGGCCUGAACGGGCCGGAACCCUACUGCAUAGUCAGCCAUCUGCAGGAGUCAGACAAGUGCUUCGAGUGUAACUCCCAGCACCGCUAUGAGCUGCACCGCCACAGAAACAGCCACCUCAUCGAAAACGUCAUCUACCUCAUGGACCCCAACGGAAGCAACACCUGGUGGCAGUCUGUCAACGGACAGGAGAAUGUCAGCAUCAGACUGAACCUGGAGGCUGAAUUCCACUUCACACAUCUCAUCCUCAAGUUCAAGACUUUCCGACCUGCAGCCAUGAUCAUCGAGCGUUCGGCUGAUUUCGGACGCACGUGGCACCCCUACCGCUACUUUGCCUCAAACUGUACCAAGACCUUCCCUGGCGUCUCCGCCAACGGCCUGCACCACAUCAACGACAUCAUCUGUGAGGAGCGCUACUCCGACAUCGAACCCUCAACUAAGGGAGAGGUCAUUUAUAAGGUUUUGGAUCCCGCCAUUCAUGUGAAGGACCCCUACAGCUUGGACAUUCAAGAACUUCUGCGUAUCACCAACCUGCGUAUCAACUUCACCAAGCUGAACACUCUGGGAGACGACCUGCUGGACCGACGCUUCGACGUCCUGCAGAAAUAUUACUACGCCAUCUAUGAGCUGGUGGUCAGAGGGAGCUGCUUCUGUUACGGACACGCCUCAGAGUGCGCCCCGGUGCCGGGGGUGGACGCCCGGGAGAACGGCAUGAUCCACGGUCGCUGUGUAUGCAAACAUAACACAGAGGGCCUGAACUGUGAGCGCUGCCAACAUUUCAACCACGACCUGCCGUGGAGACCAGCGGAGGCAGAGAACCCACACACCUGCAGAGAGUGCACCUGUAACGGCCACUCCAACCAGUGUCACUUUGACAUGGCAGUGUAUUUGGCCACGGGCAACGUCAGCGGAGGAGUGUGUGACGACUGUCUGCACAACACCAUGGGACGCAACUGUGAGAUGUGCCAACCUUUCUACUACCAAGACCCCGUUAGGGACGUCAGGGACCCACAGGUCUGUGUCGCCUGUGACUGUGACCCAGUCGGAUCAUUGGAAGGAGGAGUGUGUGACAGUCACACCGACCUGGACAUGGGGAUGAUCACAGGACAGUGUCGCUGCAAAGCCAACGUCAAAGGCACGCGCUGCGACGACUGCAAGGAAGGUUAUUACGGACUGAGCCAGAACGACCCGCUGGGCUGUCAGCCUUGCAGCUGUGACCCUCGUGGCAUCAUCAUGAUGGGCGCUCCGUGUGACCAGAUCAGUGGUGACUGCUCCUGCAAAAGAUACGUCACCGGUCGCUACUGCGACCAGUGUCUGCCUGAAUACUGGGGGCUCAGUAACGACCUGGCCGGCUGCAGACCAUGUGACUGUGACUUCGGUGGAGCGUUCAACAACAGGUGCAUGAUGGAGAACGGCCAGUGUGACUGCAGGAGGCAUCUGAUUGGUCGACAGUGUUCAGAGGUGAAGCCUGGGUAUUUCUGUGCUCCGCUGGACUUCUACAAAUACGAGGCCGAAGACGCCACUGGACACUCCCCGGGUGACUCUGCACUGCCGGGCAAAGUUCGUCCUCAGGCAGAGACCGACUGUGUUCAGCACCUCAGCAACCAGCUGAGGAGGCACCGUCGUCACCGUCGCAUCACCAACUCGCAGCAGCAUCGGGCGGCGCUGAGACGUAUCCGCCAGCUUCAACAGACACCGGACGUGAGGAGCGUUCAUAGAGAGCACACUCCCAGCCACAUGGUGACGUGGACCGGACCCGGCUUCGCCCGCGUCAAAGACGGCGCCGGCCUGGUGUUCACCGUCGACAACAUCCCCUACGCCAUGGAGUACGACAUCAUGAUCCGCUACGAACCUGAGUCCACAGAGGACUGGGAGGCCAUAGUUAGUAUUACUUCUGUACUGCUGCCGUCCAGUCUGCGGUGUGGAAACCUCCUACCUACUGAACAGCUCUACACAGUGACUCUGCCGCACCGCAACAGGUACAUCCAGAUGCCCAGGCCGUUCUGUUUCGAGCCCAGUAAUCGGUACGUGGUUUCUAUCAGGUUCCAGCGCCACGGGGUCUCACACAGACACCUCACCGCCUUCAUUCUCAUCGACUCGCUGGUUCUGAUCCCCAAAUACACUGAGCUUCCUGGUUUCCAUGGUAACGAGCCCGAGGCAGAGCAGCGGCGGGAGGAGAUGAUCCGAUACAUGUGUCUGGAUUCCUUUAUGAUCACACCGAUGCCCGUCCUGGCCGACAUGUGUUCCAAACUCAUCUGUAGUAUUUCCUCCAUCGUUCAUGACGGCGCUCUGCCGUGUCAGUGUGACCCUCAGGGCUCCCUCAGUGGAGAGUGUGAUAAGGUGGGAGGUCGGUGUCGUUGUAAACCCCACGUGAUGGGUCGACGCUGUGACCAGUGUGAACCAGGAACCUACGGCUUUGGAGUGAACGGCUGCACUGCCUGCGACUGCCACUCAGAGGGCUCGUUGAGCCACCAGUGUGACCCGGUUACAGGCCAGUGCCAGUGCAAACAGGGAGCCAGUGGGCGUCAGUGCUCAGACUGCCAGCCGGGCCAGUGGGGCUUCCCCAGCUGCAGCCCCUGUCAGUGUAACGGCCACGCAGACAUCUGCGACCCCCGCACCGGCGAGUGUAGAGAAUGCAGGGAUUACACAGUGGGACACUUCUGUGAACGUUGUGUGGAUGGGUUCUUUGGGAACCCGGUGCUCGGUUCAGGGGAGCACUGUCGGCCCUGCCCCUGCCCCGGUAACCCCGGCUCAGACCACUUUAACGGCCUCUCCUGUCAAGCUGACCGCACCUCCAACCAGAUCAUCUGUGACUGCAGGCAAGGUUACACUGGGCCCCGCUGUGACCAGUGUGCCCCUGGUUACUACGGCAACCCAGAGCAACCCGGCGGACAGUGCCUCCCGUGUAAGUGCAACGACAACAUCGACACCCAGGACCCCAAGUCAUGUGACCCUGGGACCGGCCAAUGCCUCAAGUGCCUGUACCACACCGACGGUCCGUCCUGUGGCCACUGUCAACACGGUUACUAUGGCAACGCUGUGGCCCACGACUGCAGACUCUGUACCUGUGUGACUGCCGGCACCCUCCAGUCUGCCUGCACUGAUGGACAGUGUCACUGUGACCGGCAGACCGGAGCCUGCUCCUGCAGAGAGAACGUGGCCGGCCAUAACUGUGACCAGUGUGCCCCUAACCACUGGAACUACGGUCAGGACCGAGGCUGUGAGCUCUGUGGCUGCGACCCGCAUCACGCCCUGGGGAGUCACUGCAACAUGUUCACAGGCCAGUGCCACUGUCAACCAGGCUUUGGAGGUAAACAGUGCACCGAGUGUGAGCAGUUCCACUGGGGAGACCCGCGGGUGCACUGUCAAGAGUGUAACUGCCAUCCUCGGGGCUCAGAGAUGGCCCAGUGCGACCGAUCUACGGGGGUGUGCGAGUGCAGGGAGGGAGCAGCGGGGAAGCGCUGUGAUGAAUGUGCUCGCGGCUUCACUGGCGUCUUCCCCGAGUGUGUCCAGUGUCACCCGUGCUUCCAGCUGUGGGACGACGCGGUGUGCCAGAUUAAAAGGGACCUGGAACACGUCCAGUACACCACACAGAAGAUCCUGGAGAGCGGGGUCACGCCGGGGGUCGGGGACACGCGCAUCAAAGAGCUGGAGAGGAAGCUGAAACGAGUGCAGGAUCUGAUCAGAGCGGAGGACAGCGACAGGGUCCACCAGCUGAUUGGACAGAGCAUCGAUGACCUCAGGGCUGAGAUCGCCCUGACCGACGGGCGUCUGAUGGGCGUCGCCCGAGAGCUCAAUACAACAGCAGAAGAAGAAGGGUCACUGAGACGCACACUGAGUGGUCUAGAGAGAGAGCUGAGGGACAUCAACGCCACCGUGGCUCUCAAACGCCGCCUGCUGGAGGACUACCUCACCUCAGGAUUUACAGAUCAGUUUGAGAAGGUGAAGAAGUACUAUGGGGAGUCAGUGAAGGCUGAGGAGAGAUGCAACGCAUCAGUGUCCGGUCCUCUCAGUCCUGUAGAACGGUCCAAAGAAACCCGCGCUGUCACCGAAGACCUGCUGGACGCCAGUAAAGACCAGUUCCUCCGUACUCUGGCCGCUCAGAACAAAUCACUAAACGAGCUGCAGCACAAAGCCCACGACCUGGAUAAGAAGGUCCAUCACCUCAGUCACAAGGUGUGCGGGGGUCAUAGCAAUGCCAACGUCAAUGGCAGUUGCUCAGACGGCCGAUGCGGUAGUGCCGGUUGCCGUGACCAUCAGGGCAACAGUAUAUGUGGAGGAGAGGGAUGCAACGGGACAGUGAGCACUUCUGUAGCAGCACUGAAUCAUGCCAGGAACGCCACUGACGGUCUGAACGCUGCCAACGAAGAGCUGCAGGGCGUGGCCAGAAAGCUCCAGGAUAUCGCCUCUCUGACACAGAAUGUGAAGAACCAGGCGAUGAACACGCUGGUGAAAGCGCAGAAGAAGAAGGAGCACUUUGAAAACAACAACAAGAAACUGAAAGAUUUCAUUAAGAAGAUCAGAGACUUCCUCACAGAGGAGGGAGCAGAUCCAGAGAGCAUAGAGAAGGUGGCUCUGCAGGUGUUGUCCAUCAGGCUGCCGGUCAACAGGACCGCUCUGGACAAAAUGGUCAUGCAGAUAAAGGACGGCCUUUCCAACCUCACCAACGUCGAGGGCAUCGUCAACCAAACCUCGCAGCACAUCAGCAAAGCCAAGGAGCUGCUGGACAAGGCUAAAGAGGCCAAGAGCCGAGCAGAGGGAGUGAAGGAUGCAGCCAAUAACACCAGGCAGGCGUUGGAUGUGUCUGAGAAGGCCAUAGAAGAAGCCAGAGCAGCCCUGGAGGAGGCCCACAACAACCUGAACAGCACCAGGAACGCUACAGUUCAGGUGGAUGAGAGGCUGACGCAGCUGGAGGAUAAGCAGCUGGAUGUCAUGAUGCGUUUAAACAACCUCUCCAUGGAGGUGGAGGCUCUGAGGAACAAGACGGAGCAGAACAGACAGAUGGCCAAGGACGCCAAAGCUCUGGCUAACAACGCCACGCAGCUAGCAUCCUCACUGGAGCAGAGCCUCAACCACACAGAGAAACGGUACCGGGAGCUGCAGAUGAAGGUGGACUCUCUAGGUGGGGAGUCUGGAGGUCUGAACAGCAUCAACCAGAAGGCAAAGGACAUGAAGAAGGAGGCUGAAGACCUCUUGAGCAAAGCCAGCAAGGGGAUCGAACAACUCAGGAAACUGGAGAAAAAGUUCAGGAGUAACGAGCAGCGGAUGCAGAAGCAGCGCAUGGAGCUGGACGAGCUGAAGGAGAACGCCACCGUGGUGCGGGACGAGAUCCGGGAACAAGUGCAGAAGUACAGCAACUGUGUGUGAGGAGGUUCCACCAGAGCAGAGUUCCACUGGUACUGGUGCUGUGACCGGGAUGCUCUGCUGUUCUUUCACUGCUGCAUCACCUUUUACACACAUUACCUGUCAAGUGUUUCAUGUUCUGUCCUCAGUGGACGUAUCAACACUGUCCUGUGUGCUGUCUGAGCUAUUACAACAGAUGGAUGACCUGUGGACAGCAUUUGUUUCACUGUAUAGACAUUUGAUUUCAUAAAUAAUAAACAGAAGAAAUAUAUCAGAAAAUGUUAUCAGAAAUUUGUUAUUUUGACCAAAAGAGCUUUUAAUAUUUAGUGUGUUUUUGCUGUAAUUGGACCACGUCAGUAUGAUAUUUACAACAUGAAGAGAGAUGUGGAAACAUUAAAUGAUGUGUUUAUUUUUAUUACAAAAGAAACUCUUGAUUAAAUACAUAUAAAAGCAUA
This is a messenger RNA of Sebastes umbrosus (honeycomb rockfish), 6196 nucleotides long. RefSeq names its product laminin, beta 2-like (gene lamb2l). Gene Ontology annotation, cellular component: laminin trimer. NCBI's taxonomy places the organism in Eukaryota, Metazoa, Chordata, Actinopteri, Perciformes, Sebastidae. The coding region runs from base 234 to 5765 and encodes 1843 amino acids. Gene Ontology annotation, biological process: substrate adhesion-dependent cell spreading; basement membrane assembly; cell migration. The record is from RefSeq and is a predicted model, not a curated record. Gene Ontology annotation, molecular function: extracellular matrix structural constituent. The transcript is spliced from 35 exons.